GUCUGCCCGUUUCUCUUCCAAAAAAGAAAAAAAAACAGCCAGCGAAAAAAAAAAGAAAAGAAAAAAAAUUCCCAAACCCUCUCGCGAGUCGCGACCCAAAAAUCGCAGCGAAUUUAUCCAUCCACCUUGUUCGAAUCAAGAAACGAAAAAAAUCCAAUCCUCGCGACAUGUCUCCUUCCGAUCUCUCCUCGUAGAACCCAACCGGAGAAAUCCACAGCUACUCCUGUUUGGGGGAGGCGGCGGCGGCGGCGGCGGCGGCGGAGGAGGAGGAGGAGGAGGAGGAGGAGGAGGAGAUGAUUCGGCUGCAGACGUACGCGGCGUUCAGCCUGAUGGCGACGGCGACGGCGGUGUACUACGCGUUCAGCAGCCGGGAGCAGUUCUACCCGGCGAUGGUGUACCUCUCCACCUCCAAGAUCUGCUUCGUGCUGCUGCUCAACACGGGCCUCGUCGCCAUGUGCGUCGCCUGGCAGCUCGUCAAGCGGGUCUUCCUGGGGCCGCUGCGGGAGGCCGAGGUGGAGCGGCUCAACGAGCAGGCGUGGCGGGAGGUCGUGGAGAUCCUCUUCGCGGUCACCAUCUUCAGGCAGGACUUCUCGGUCACCUUCCUCGCCAUGGUCGCCGCGCUGCUGCUCGUCAAGGCGCUGCACUGGCUCGCGCACAAGAGGGUCGAGUACAUCGAGACCACGCCGUCCGUGCCGAUGCUCUCGCACGCCAGGAUCGUCUCCUUCAUGGUGUUCCUACUCGUCGUCGACUGCCUCUUCCUGUCCAACUCGCUCAGGUCGCUGAUAAACAAGCGAGAGGCGUCUGUUGCCAUCUUCUUUUCGUUUGAGUAUAUGAUACUAGCAACAUCGACAGUAUCUACAUUUGUGAAGUAUAUAUUCUAUGUCAGUGACAUGCUAAUGGAAGGUCAAUGGGAGAAAAAGGCAGUGUAUACAUUUUACUUGGAGCUGAUCAGUGACCUUGUACACUUGUCUUUGUAUAUGCUCUUCUUCAUAGCUAUCUUCCUGAACUAUGGUGUCCCACUGCACUUGAUACGUGAGCUGUAUGAGACAUUCCGCAACUUCAGAAUCCGUAUUGCAGAUUAUGUGCGCUACAGAAAGAUAACUUCCAACAUGAAUGAAAGAUUUCCAGAUGCCACAGCAGAUGAGCUCAAUGCGAGCGAUGCUACAUGUAUCAUUUGCCGUGAGGAGAUGACCACAGCAAAGAAGCUGCUUUGUGGACACCUGUUCCAUGUGCAUUGUUUGAGGUCGUGGUUAGAACGCCAACACACUUGCCCUACAUGUAGAGCUCCAAUUCUGCCCCCGGAUAAUGGGCGUCCUGCAGUACGUCCGCAUGGAAUUCAUCCUGGAGUUCAGCCUGCUCCAGGCAAUGGUAUACCAGGUUCAGAAGGAGCAGCAGGUGAGAACGUAAUCAGGCGCCAAGCAAAACUUGAAGCAGCUGCUUCAGCUGCUUCCUUAUAUGGGAGAUCCUUUGCUUAUACUCCAGCAAACAAUUUGAAUAGGCAUUCAAAUUCUUCACAGUCUACAUCAAGUGGUGGUCCACAAUCUGGAGAAGCAAGUACUUCCAAUCAAUCACCGAAAGACCAUGCAACCGCUGGUCCUUCAGCACCUGCUUUUUAUGCACGUGGUGCUGUUGGUUCAAUGACAACUGCUAGGGAACUUGAAAAUUCACUGCAGAAGGCAUACGAGAAUGCUAUAAAGAGCCAGAUAGAGAUGUUGCAAAUCCAACUGCAAAUGUUGCAGCAUGGGGCUACUUCAUCAGCAACUAACAAUGAGAAUGGUGACCACACAAAAAGCGAUUGAGUUGUAAAUAAGGAGAAGGUGGGGGCUGGACAAACAAAGGAUAUAGAUGGUGACUUGGCAAAUACCCUUGGGGAAACUCCCAUGCCAUGCUUUAUUUCGAUUUUGGUAGGCUUGUUCAUUUGUAUGUCCAUGUUAGAGGCCUCUUAUGAGAUAUUUAUUUGCUUUAUGUGGUAAUUUGAGGAGUUUAAAUCGUCUUGCCAAGCCCAGAAAAUACCUUUGACAUAGAGAUGCAGUGUUGUAACUAUCACUAAUUUUUCAAGUUAGCUCAACUACUUGGAUAAAAAGGGACAUGAUUUUUCAAUCUGAACUAUCAGUCUUCAUUCUGUCAUUUGUGUUUGUAUGCCACAGUUGAAUUUAUACUGAAGAGACAUUCAAUGCUGAAUUCAAUAAAUGUGAAUAUGGGCUGCGUCCUUUUCU
This is a messenger RNA of Oryza brachyantha (malo sina), 2216 nucleotides long. RefSeq names its product ERAD-associated E3 ubiquitin-protein ligase HRD1. The record is from RefSeq and is a predicted model, not a curated record. The transcript is spliced from 8 exons. NCBI's taxonomy places the organism in Eukaryota, Viridiplantae, Streptophyta, Magnoliopsida, Poales, Poaceae. The coding region runs from base 294 to 1799 and encodes 501 amino acids.